Molecule: messenger RNA, 1815 nt
Organism: Carlito syrichta (Philippine tarsier)
Lineage: Eukaryota; Metazoa; Chordata; Mammalia; Primates; Tarsiidae
Source: the annotation of a RefSeq genome assembly
AUAAAUUUAUUUUCAUCCUCCAUUUUACUAUCACUUACACUCUUAAUUACCCCAUUUAUUAUUACAACAACUAAAAAAUAUGAAACACAUGCAUACCCUUACUACGUAAAAAACUCUAUCGCCUGCGCAUUUAUAACAAGCCUAGUCCCAAUGCUCAUAUUUCUAUACACAAAUCAAGAAAUAAUCAUUUCCAACUGACAUUGAAUAACGAUUCAUACUAUGAAAUUAUGCCUAAGCUUCAAGAUAGAUUAUUUCUCCACAAUUUUUAUACCAGUGGCCUUAUUUGUUACAUGAUCCAUUAUAGAAUUCUCAAUAUGAUACAUACACUCAGACCCCCAUAUUAACCGAUUUUUUAAAUACCUAUUGGUCUUCCUCAUCACCAUAUUAAUUCUAGUCACCGCUAACAACCUAUUCCAACUUUUUAUUGGAUGAGAAGGAGUGGGUAUUAUGUCUUUCCUCCUCAUUGGGUGGUGAUAUGGACGAACAGAUGCAAACACAGCAGCCCUUCAAGCAAUCCUCUAUAAUCGUAUUGGAGACAUUGGCUUUAUUCUAGCAAUAGCAUGAUUCUUGACCUACUCCAACUCAUGAGAAUUUCAACAAAUUUUUAUUACCACCCAUAACUCCGACACACUCCCCCUAUUAGGUCUACUUCUAGCUGCUGCAGGGAAAUCCGCACAAUUUGGACUCCACCCAUGACUCCCCUCUGCUAUAGAGGGCCCAACCCCAGUUUCCGCCCUACUCCACUCUAGCACUAUAGUAGUAGCCGGAGUUUUCCUACUAAUCCGAUUUCAUCCCCUUCUAGAGACAAAUAAAUUAAUUCAAACUAUAACACUAUGCCUAGGAGCCAUUACAACCCUCUUCACAGCAAUCUGUGCUUUAACACAAAACGAUAUUAAAAAAAUCGUCGCAUUCUCUACCUCUAGUCAACUGGGCCUUAUAAUAGUGACUAUCGGUAUUAACCAACCCCAUCUAGCUUUUCUCCACAUCUGCACCCACGCCUUCUUUAAAGCCAUACUAUUUAUAUGCUCAGGGUCUAUUAUCCAUAGCCUAAAUGAUGAACAAGACAUUCGCAAAAUAGGAGGACUUCUUAUAACCUUACCCUUUACCUCCUCCUCACUGCUCAUCGGAAGUCUCGCUCUCACAGGCACCCCCUUUCUCACAGGCUUCUACUCUAAAGACUUAAUUAUCGAAGCUGCCAACACCUCAUACACCAACGCCUGAGCCCUCUCUAUCACUCUACUUGCCACAUCCCUAACAGCCGUUUACAGUACCCGCAUCAUCUUCUUUGCACUUCUAGGCAAGCCCCGCUUUCCAACCUCAACAAACAUUAACGAAAAUAACCCCCUCCUAGUCAAUCCCAUUAUACGCCUAGCCCUAGGUAGCAUCUUUGCAGGCUUUCUCAUCUCAAACUCCAUUCCUCCCAUAACAAUCCCACAAAUAACCAUGCCACUAUAUCUAAAACUCUCAGCAUUUGCUGUAACUAUCACAGGAUUUACACUAGCCAUAGAACUCAAUAACCUCACGUAUUUCCUUAAACUAAAACGAAUUACUCAACCCCUUCUAUUCUCCAAUUUAUUAGGAUUUUUUCCAAUCACAACCCACCGUCUAUGUCCCCUUAUAAGUAUAUACACAAGCCAAAACACUGCCUCCUCACUUCUAGACCUUCUCUGAUUAGAAAAGAUAAUACCAAAAACCACAGCUAUAAUCCAUAUGUAUACCUCCACCACCACCUCUAGUCAAUCAGGUAUAAUUAAGCUAUACUCUCUAUCCUUUCUUAUUACGAUACUACUUGGAGCCCUUUUAACUAUUAUCUAA